Prorocentrum cordatum is the source of this 4347-nucleotide messenger RNA. Lineage: Eukaryota; Dinophyceae; Prorocentrales; Prorocentraceae. The record is from the annotation of a GenBank genome assembly.
AUGCAGUCGGUGAGCGGGGCUCUGCUAGCCAUUCUGACCAUCAUCCUGCGUGACGCUGCUGAACGGCAGUGGACAGCGGGUCCCGCGAUCCCUGCAGCUGAUUGCGGUCCUUGGUCUGCGCCACUCGCCCCCUCGCGCGUGGAGGUGACCUGCGCGGAGGCGGUCCUGCAGCCCGACAUACUGGAGGAGGUUGCGAGGCGCCUCAAGACAGAGACUGGCGAGUGUAGGACGGACGAGCACGACAUCAGGCUGAUCGCCACCACCACGCUGGGCUUGUGCGGAGGCCAGGGAUUCAUCUUCAUGGCGCUCGUCGCAGCACGUCGACCACUGCACCUGUCGGACACAGGAAGGCCUCCUUCGGUGCAGGAGUUGUCGAGUAGCCUCCGCCCUGGGUGCUUAAUGGCCAUCGAGUACGGGGCGGAGGAUCUGUGGCACGAGAGGGUCGCCGUGGGCCCUGGACUUCAGAACGCGGAAGGGCUAGUCACCAGCUGGUGGGUGCUCACUCCAGAUGGGGACUUCUACGAGGAGGAUAUCUCGAUGGAGGCGGAUGAGGGGAAGAGAAUGAUGCUCCUGGACAUGGGCAAGUGUUUGUACAGGUUCGAGGACGGAACCACUCCUGCCGACGCCCGCGUCCGCCAGGAGGCCCAGCAGGCCGCGGCGCGGAUGCGGGCAGUAGGACAGGAACCGCCCGCCCUCACGCACUACGUCACCACGGAGAGCGAGCUGGCUCCCCUGCGUGGCGUGGGGCGGCGGCUCCGACGGCGUGACGCUGAGCCUGCUGCCGCGGUCGACGGGGCCGCCACGCCGGUGCUGCCGCCUCCCUCCGAGGCUCCCGCGGUGGAGGACGCUGGAGUCCUCGACGGCCGCGAUUCGGUGGCGCCGUACCUGGCGGUGUUGCCUGAGCGCGCGGCCCCUCGCGACGGCCGGGUGUGGCUCAUCUCCGAGAACGCCGAGGGCCACGAGACGCUGGGCAUGGAGGCGACGCCGCGUGCUGGCGACAUCUUCGUGACGUCGACAGACGGCCUCGUCCACAGGCACGGCUCUUUCUUGCGGGUCCAGGCCGUGCCGAAUGCUGAGUGCGCGGAGUUCGUUCAGGGACUACGCGCUCGGCGCGGUGGCACGGCGGCGGCGGCAGGCCCCUCGGCGCUUCGAGCUCGGGCUUCGGACCCACCACCAGCGCUGGAGGACGACGUUCGCACGCUCUGGGUCGACUACGACGAGGUCGGCGAGAGGUUCAAGAGCUGGAAGAAGGCCGUUCAGGAGGGCUGGGAGGAGCCCAUCACCGCGGUGCAGGUUCAGGGCCCGCCAGGGGCUUUGCACCUCGCUCGGCACAUGGCGCGGCGCGGCGGAGACCCGCGGCGGUGGUGGCAGGAGUUCGCCCGUGGCAACGGCAUCUCCAAGUCGGAUCGAGUGCAUCGUAAGAUGAUUUCCUUGACGGAGAGCUACAAUCUCUUCGGCGAGUACGACCAGCUCAACUUGGGCGCGUCGGCGGGCAUCGAUAAGAUCGCGCGGGGGAUGCUGGGCGUGAUCGACGCCUACUCUGCCGGCGGCGGCGUUCCUUCGUGGCGCAUGGCUGCCGCGUGCGAGGGCGAAGCCAACUGCGGGGGCGCCAUCGCGCCCGCCUUGCGCAAGUGGGGCGUCAACAAGCUGACGGGCCAUAACGAGAUUGAGAGUACUCGGACGCGCUGCUGCCUGCGGCAGAGGGCGCUAACUCUGGACGCGGGCAAGGUACCGUUGAAGGUGGACGAGGGCGCGGGCGCGGACGCGGCGACGCGGACGCGGUGGGGGAUUAUCGGGCGCGUGCGCGCCCUCGCCUCUUCGAGCAGAUCCCGCUGGCCCUUCCUCGGUGAGAAGCUGCUCCUGCUGCUGGCGGUAGGCGUCUCGGGCGGUUCCGUGCUCGUGAUCGUAUCCGACAGCUUGUUGAGGUCGGGCCCCGGCGGCCGCGACGGUGACGCGCCCGCGCGGGGGGCGGCGCCCCAGCUGGACGAGAACCCGACCAACUCAGAGGCGCUGGCGGAGCUUCAGGCGCGGGAGGGCGCUCGAGACUUUUACGAGCCGCCAGCAGCGGCCCUUCGGCCUGGGACAUGUUGGUCCUUGGCGCCUGGGCGCGAGCGCGCCGGUCUCUUUUCUGUUCGCGAGAAGAACGGGAAGCUCCGCCUCAUCUUCGACGCGAGGCGCGCCAACAGGGGCUUCUCCUGGGGCACGUUCCUUGCGCGGGACAUCGACGAGGAGGUCGCCGGCCUGGUCCUCGAGCGCGGGGAGUUGCUUCGCGGCAGGGGGCGGCCGCUCGCCCCCACUGCGCGGAGCGUCGACGCCUCGAGGGCCCGUCACUACAUCUACGUGAACAACAUCGGGGUCUUCGGCUCGGACGGCAACGUCGCGGCAGCCAGGUUGGAGGACGUCUGCGGGGCUUUCGAGGCGAGGGGCCUCGCCGUGCACGAGGUCGCCACCUCCGACUCUGGCGUUGAGGCGCUUGGCGCGCUGCUGGACGGCCGUCGCCGACGCACCGGGCUGACGGCCAAGCGCUUCUGGCGGGUGCGAGGCGCCUCGCUGCUUCUGGCUGGACGGCGUCGCGCUUCGGGCCGCCAGGUUGAGGUGGCCCUGGGCCGCGCCACGUUCUGCGGGCUGGUGAGGCGAGAGACGCUUUCGGCGUUCGCCACCGUGCGCCCCUCCAUCAGGAAGCACUACGACCAGCCUGUCGCUUUGUGGCCGUCGGUCGCUGACGAGCUCAGGGUUUUCGCCGGGCCCAUGGCGCUGCUGGUCUCGCGCUGGGAGUCCGACUGGAACCCGCUGGUCGUGGCCGCGGGCGUCUCGGAGACGGGGUGCGGCAUUUGCCCCCGUUGUUUCGACGCCCGCGAGGUCGCUGCCAUUGGUCGCUGCCGCGAGCGCGACCGCUACCUCGCCGAGGAUCACGCGGGGGCCCGCGCGGCCGCCCUGGGAGAGACCUCGCCGCCCGCGGAGCCGUUGGGCGUGGCGGGGCGCCUGGGCCGCGACGGGCUGACAGCCGACCCGUGCUUCGACGAGGUGUCCAGCUCCAUGACGAAGCAGUCUAGCUGGGCGGUGGUCGGGGGCUGGAGGUUCCGCGAGCCCGAGGACAUCGUGGUCCUCGAGGCCCGCGCGAUGCUGCGUGGGAGCCGCGACAGAUUUGGCCGCAACAUUCGCCGGCUCCUCUUUGCGGAUAACCUCGGGCUCGCGCUUGCAGUCAGCAGGUGGCGAUGCCGCAAUUUCAAAGUUCUGGCCAUCCUGCGCAGCUCCCGAGUGGCGGGGGCCAAAGGGACCGCUGGCGCGAGAGCCUUGGCUCGGAGCGCCUCCCAGCCCGAUCUCUCGGAGGCCGGGGCGCGGCGCUUGCUGGGGCAGCUUCGGGCCCCCGUCAACUCUGACCCGCGGUUCGCAGAGGCUUCGAGCUCCGAGAGCGAGGAGGCGGACGCGGAGGUUCACCAGUUCAGCACCUUUGCCAACGUCAGUCGGGUGACCGACAUCCCGCUGGAGACCUUGGGCGACCUGGCGCAGCGCAUCGGGCAAGGAGUCGCCGCCGCGCGCGACAUGAAGCUCCUGGCGGGGGCGGUCCACGUCCAACCCAAGGCAGGGGAACAGGGGCCGCGCGCGCUGCGGCGCAAUUGGAGGGCUCUGAAAGGGCGGCAGAACCUGAGUCCUUCGACCUCGCGGCUGCCAGAAGCGCGGCCGAUCUGGUGCGCCGUGGUCAAUGGGCUGCGCAGCCUUCGCCGCUCCGGCAUGGCCUUCUUCAUCUGCCUCACGUGGAGCGCCUACGCUCGGCCGGUCCAGCUGAUGGCCCUCAGGCCCGAGUUCCUGCGCGCCCCGAGUCGGGAGUUCGACGCCACCAUCGAGCUGGACCACUCGUGGUGGGCCGAGAUCGCCCCGAUGCUGGACGCCCUCAAGUCCAGACCACCUGGGGAGAGGGUUUGGACGCCCAGCUACCCCCAGCUGGCGGCCACCGUGCAGGAGGUCGCGCAUGGCUUGGGGUUCAACCUGGUGGUCUAUCAGGCCAGGCACAGUGGCGCCAGCUCGGACAUGUCCCCCCGCAGGCGCACACUAGCGGAGGCCUACCUGUCCCUCAUGGCCAGCGCCAAGGCUGGCCAGGCGGGCGCCGAGUCCAGAGCGGCUUCCAGCGACUGCGGCGCUGGACUGCCAGCGCUGGCCGGGCCCGCCCACGACUUCGUGCUGCGGGACCACAAGGCGCUGGUGCGGGCGGCGUUCGAGCGGGACAGCGUGGACCUGCAGGCGCGCCCCAGGGUCGAGAGCCUCGAGGCAGGGGCCAGUGCGGACGGGGGUCAGCCGGAGCGGAUCUUGCAGAGCCCAGGGUGGCGCCGACACCGGGCCGGCGCGCAG